Messenger RNA from Pelobates cultripes (western spadefoot toad), 5248 nucleotides. NCBI's taxonomy places the organism in Eukaryota, Metazoa, Chordata, Amphibia, Anura, Pelobatidae. The record is from the annotation of a GenBank genome assembly.
AGUCACUGCAUCGGGUCCAUCUGCACAACUCCUUGUCUUCCUCCUUUUUAUUCUUUUUUUCCACUUCUCCCUCUUUUCUGUUUCUCUUCCUGAUUGUAUUUACUCCUUCCACCCCCUCCCUCCCAUUCAUCUGUCUACCAAUCUAUCUAGAAGCACAGGCAAAGGCAGCAACUCCAUCCCUGUCUCUCCAUGGAAAUACAGUGGACACAAUAAGCAGGGGGCACCAGGAGAAGACAUUUGGCCAAGUUGCCCCUUUUUUUGUGAUUUUUCAUAUCCAUAGGAAUAUAUCCAAGGAGUAUUUCUGGUAAGUGAGAAUGCAUGUGUCUCUCUGAGCUGGGAAAUGCUCUGAACCUGCAGGACGGAUUUAAUGACAAGGAGUGGGAACAGGGAGAGCCUAAAUGUGAUGUUCAAUGAGAGACACACAAUGCUUGGGACUGCUCUGGGCAAUGGAAGGACUCUAACCCCAAUUAGUCAGUGUGUGCCUUUAGAUUUGUUGGGGAGAGUGGGCACUGAUUAUUCGAAAAUAGGGAUAAGCAGUAUACUAAUCUGUUCCUGUUUCUUCAGCUAUCAGGGUGUCUGAGAGAGAGCUUAGAGAGCUUUGACUAUUCUUUUGUAUAAAUGUUGCUAUUGUUAAUUUAGAGAUUCUAGAAUGAGAUCGCUGCUCUGUUAGGAUACAUACGUAUCAUCGCCAUGUGUCCUGAGUUGCUGUCCCCAACCAAGGUUCAUCAGGGAGGUAUAUGCAAAGGAACCUAUACUAUAUGUUCAUAUAUACCAUACAAGUCAUAGCAACCCCUAGCUCCUUAGUAUUUAUUCUAAGAUUGAGUAAUACAGGGGAAAAGUGAUGUAUAUUUAUAUAAAUCCCAUAUAGCAUGUGACAGAUUUAUUUUGCUUUUCGAUAUACAGGUAUAUAUAUAUAUAUAUUAUUUUGAUAUAAUAUAUCAAUAUUUCGAAUUAUCUUUAUAUUCAGAAUUAUGUUUAUUUUCUGUAUUUUUUUUUAAUUAAACAUGCAUCUGAGGCGCCGAGAAUAGUUGACACGCUCAUUUAAAGUACACAUAUUUUUUUAAAAAAUUUGUGUUAAUUUUUUUAAAUAACAAUAAGUGGAAAUUCUAAACUUUAGUCUUGUGGGAUUUAAAGUGUUCGACAUAUGCAUUGUUUCAGAACUUUACAUUCAGAAGAAAAUGCGAAUAAAAAUAUAGUAUAUGCAGUAUAGUAUAUAUUAGUAAUAUAAUUAUAAUUGAUAAUGAUGAUGUAAUUAGUAAUAUGUUAUUUGUAAAAUAUUCAAUGAUGCUUAGUUAUUGCUAAACGAGCUGAGCUGUAUGGCUCAUGUAAAGACGCAUGUGACUGCAUCUACCCCCGUGUAUGACAUGAUGACUGGGACUCACCCCCAUCCACAAAUAAGCGUGUCGAGGUAAAAAAUAAUUACCUCUGCUUGCUGCUUUUAAUUAAAGUCUCUGAGGGGAAGAGCUGGAUUAUGGUAAUGAGCAGACAUACGUUCCCUCUUGUAGACUAGAAGCCAAAGGUUGGAUGACAUUAAAUCACAGACAUUGACAGUCCAUUGAAAUCCAUUCUCCAUGCUCCUCUGACACACUGUCCUAGGUCCCAGACAGGACCCAAUUUACUAAGGACAGCCUCGGUGCUUACUGUAAAUGAGUUCUAUCAGCCACAUAAUCGAAUGGACGUGUUUUUCAAAUAUCAGUUGUAGAAUGUCUACAUUCCAUGCCUCCUGUUAAUGGAUGGUACUCCUUGCUGACCCGUUCCUAAGAUCCAUUAAGGCUCCUCUCCCUUAUUGAUUGACACCGUGCACCCUGAAUGUGUUUAUUUGUUGAUACAUGCUCUAAUUCCAUGGGAUAAACGUCACCUCACCCCCUGUGCCCUGCUCUUUACAGGAUAUGUCAGUCAUGGAAGAGGCAGGAGUGCAGAAGACCAUUUGGGAUGGAGAUGCCAAAGCUGUCCAGCAGUGUCUGACGGAUAUAUUUACAAGUGUAUACACCACCUGUGAUAUCCCAGAGAAUGCAAUCUUUGGCCCCUGCGUGCUGAGCCACACUUCACUCUAUGACAGCAUAGCUUUUAUAGCACUCAAAUCCACAGACAAGAGGACUGUGCCCUAUAUAUUCCGGGUAAGAGCUCACACUGUGAUAAAUGGGUAUAUGGAUCUCUGUUUAAAAAAAGAAUUAAAAAACAAUAAAUGAUAUAUAUACAAUCAUUAAAAACUGGAAAUGUUAUAUAUAUCAUAUAUAACAUAUGUAUAUAAUAUAUAUACACAUAUAACAUUUCCAGUUUUCAAUGAUUUUUGCAAUUAUGUAAAGCUUAUCUGCACGCAUAGAUGUUUCAUGUUUUUGUGUUUAGUGUUACUGUGUAGAUUUGUUUUUGCCUAGAUAUGUUUAUAUAUUUAUAGUAUAGAUUUUUUUUUAUAAAUGCAAGUUUAUUUUUUUUAUCCAGAAAUAGAUAUCCAGAUAUAGAUUUAAUUUAGAAGUUAAGUAAUUUAGCAAAAUGCACCUGCUGUAUAAAAAAGAGUGGAGGUGGUUAAAUGCUAUUGUCACAGAAAUAUUCAUUUUUUUAAAUUAAUCUCAUAAUCCUGUGGCCAGAAUUCUAGUAUAUUAUCCAUAUAAAACGCAGAGUCCAUAGUAUAUUAAAUAUUACUAAAUUACAUAUAAGAGUCCAGACUGCUACUUUAUUCUGAUUAGAAUUAUUGAUAGACAUAUCGUGGGACCGUUAUAAAGAACUCGACAUUCUAAUAAGAGUCUGGAGUUAGGGAUCCAGAGAAUUGACAAUUCACAGGGACCAUAUGGAGGGCUGUCAUGCCAGGGCUGUGUGAUUGUCUUGGACAUGAGAUUUCCAUUGCUUUUGAUGGGUUUUGUCCAUAAUAAAGCUCCGUUGUGCAUUGGGCUCUCCCCUGCCUUGUGUGACUAUCUAACCAUCUUGUGCCUCUGUUAUCCGUGUCUUCUCUGCAGGUGGACACCUCAGCUGCUAACGGUUCCUCCGAGGGGCUGAUGUGGCUCCGUCUGGUGCAGUCUGCCAGGAACAAAGAGGAGCAGAAUCUGGAGGCUUACAUCAAGAAUGGGCAACUGUUCUACCGCUCCCUGCGCAGGAUCGCCAAGGACGAGGAGUUAUUGGUCUGGUACGGGAAGGAACUGAUUGAUCUCCUACUGCUCAGCCAAGUCAGGACAUCUGGAAAAAACACUGGUAGGUUGAAAAACUCUCCUAACAUGACUGCUUGUCCUGGCAGACGGAGCACGGAAAGCUUACCUUUCCCUUUUCCUUUUCCUUUUCCUUUCCCUUUCCCUUUCCUUCCUCCCCUCGUUCCCUCAAAAUGUUGCAAUUGUAGAAUAUAGCACUAACUGAAUAUUAACAUUAGAGUAGAGAUUUACAGAGAAAAAACUAUUGCGAUUCACCGAACUCUAAAAGCCCCUCAGUUCCCACGCUGUGAAUAUAAAAUAAAAGACGUAUAAGAAAAAUAAGGUUGAAGCACAUCUCGUCCAGUUAUUUAUUUUAUAUUAUAUGCUGUAACAUACUUAUUGAGCAUGGACUUACAGUCACAAACUGCCCAGGAUUCUUUUCUCUAGAUAUCUGAAGUAUAAUUCCAAAGUUUGGUGUGAUUGAUGUUAAUAUUUUGCUGUUGCAUUUCACAUAUUACAUGUCAUGUUAUACUGUUAUCUGAAAGAUUUUUCUUCUUUUGCCCAAACAGGCUCCUCCUCUCAGCUCACCUGCCAGGACUGCAGCCAGAGGUUCCAGUAUGAUUUUCCUUACGUGGCCCAUGUGAGGUUCCGCUGUCCCAAGAGGGUUCACAACAUGGACUCCAACUCUGAGCAGGUGUGCAAGGAGAACCGAGAGCUGGAGCCUCGAAAUGUCCUGAUAAGCCCAGCCAAAUACAGCAAAUUAAGCCUCUACCAACCUCAGAAGGAGAACCACAAGCCCACCACAGACUUUCACAACCUGGCCAGGGACAUGGAGAAUUUUAGAGGACAUUCCUCCUCCUCCUUCAGCUCUUCACCUUCUCCUAAGGCCAACCUUUCACGCCAGGACUCUGAAUCUGAGAGCCACCACAAAGCCAAGAGGAAAUAUGAUGACUUACUUGAGGAAAAUAGGUCCAGAAGGAUGGAUGCCUCGAUAAGAUUUUUGGACAGACCAAUGCCUUCUUCCAAAGAGGACUUAGUAUGUAGCCCUCAGCCAUUCCGAGCAAGUUCUUACUACAGUUUAGAAGAAGGUGGACAGUUAUUUGCCCCUCCUAGUCCAGAAACAGGAGAGGCCAAGAGGAGCGCUUUCGUGGAGGUUAAAAAAGCCUCCAGGGGUGUGGCAGAGAAUGACUUGGACUCAGACAAUAAAGCAGCUUCUCCAUCCCAUGCCAGCAGCCCAACUGAGGACAAGAGGUUGCAUGCCAGGCCAGAAAACCAGGUAGAGGAGACCUCUGGUCUUGGUAGUGCCUUUAAUAGUGUGCCCCAGAUGAAUAACCAGGAUCAGGAAAGAAAAAGCGCAUUUUCCCAGCCAACAAGGAGCAGUUUCAGUCAUGUGUCUCCACUGCAGGUAAUGGGACAGAAGCUGGUCUCCAGUGGGGUAAAUUUGGAUUGCCAUACAGACAGCAUUGGUGGGGGCAGACUCUUCCCAUCGGAUCCUCUCUCUGUCAAAUUGCAGGGAUCCGAAUUAAAUGGCAACUGCACUCUACAGGGCACCUUACCAAAGCAAAGCCCCUUUUUGUUUGCCACCACGUUCUGGCCAAAGAGCUCAGCCGGUCCCCUCCAGCUGCAGCUGCCUUCCACUUUGACCUUGCUCCCCCCUUCUUUUACCUCCCUGUGUUUGCCUGCACAAAACUGGUGUGCCAAAUGCAACGCUUCUUUCAGGAUGACCUCAGAUUUGGUUUAUCACAUGCGGUCUCACCACAAAAAGGAAUACGCAAUGGAACCUCUGGUGAAGAGGAGGAGAGAGGAGAAACUUAAGUGUCCUAUAUGCAACGAGUCAUUCAGGGAACGCCACCAUCUCUCCAGGCAUAUGACAUCCCAUAAUUAAAUCCCAGUGGACAAUAAAUUAAGAACUUGGAUGGUCAUUAUGUAUCCCUUUGCUUUGGAACCAAGACUUGAAGUUCAAGAGCAGUGGUUGAGUCAAACACACAACCACCGCUGUUCUAGAACGUGGACCUCUAAAUAUUCUCGCACACUAACAACUGAGGACUUCUGAUCCCCCAACUCUAAAACUGUGUGGGUCCUCUUUGAAUGCACGCAUUUUCACUUUCCAAAAGUACAUUUUUAAAAUGUCA